Sceloporus undulatus (fence lizard) is the source of this 3390-nucleotide messenger RNA. RefSeq names its product zinc finger and BTB domain containing 47 (gene ZBTB47). Gene Ontology annotation, cellular component: nucleus. The transcript has 6 exons. Gene Ontology annotation, biological process: regulation of transcription by RNA polymerase II. Bases 390 to 2657 code for a protein of 755 amino acids. Gene Ontology annotation, molecular function: RNA polymerase II cis-regulatory region sequence-specific DNA binding; protein binding; DNA-binding transcription factor activity, RNA polymerase II-specific. NCBI's taxonomy places the organism in Eukaryota, Metazoa, Chordata, Lepidosauria, Squamata, Phrynosomatidae. The record is from RefSeq and is a predicted model, not a curated record.
UGGUGGCAUUCAGAGCUGGACUGCGUUGCUUUUCCUCUAAGGAAAGGAAAGGACAGGAAAAAAGGAGGGGGGGGGGGAGAGGCAGCAACUGGAAGAGCAUGGUAGGAUUUGAACCCAGCACCCAGGAAGACCCUCUGCAAAAAGUCUAGGAAAGGGAAGGGGAGAGGAGGGUAUUAAAAUUGCAUUUUUAAGAUGCAAUAAUAGUAAUAAUAAUAAUAAUAAUAAUGCAUUUUUAAAUGCAAAGAUUUUGCACAUUUUUAAAAAAAAAACAUUACUAGGCAGCAAGAUUAAACCUGGAGAUUAAAUGGAGAUGCCAAGCCCCCUGCAAGGAGGAAGAGCAGCAGCAGCAGCAGCAGAAGAGGAGCACCAGCUGGGAGCCCAGCAGCAAAAUGCUGAUAGUUGAAAAGACGACUGACUACCCAACGGCCGAGUACUCCUUGGUGGAGGAUGUAGCUCUCCACUUCACUUGUUUGAUGGACAGACUGAAUGAGCAGCGCCUCUUUCAACCAGACCUGUGUGACAUUGACAUUGUGCUAGUGCAACAGAAGAGUGUCUUCCCAGCCCACAAGGGUGUCCUUGCUGCCUAUAGCCCAUUUUUCCACUCACUCUUCACCCGGAACAAGCAGCUCCAGCGAGUGGAGCUUUCCCUGGAGGCCUUGACCUCCCAAGGUCUCCAGCAGAUCCUGAACUUCAUCUACACCUCCAAGCUCUUGGUCAACGUGUUGAACGUCCAAGACGUCCUGAGCACUGCGGCUGUCUUGCAGAUGAGCAACAUUGCUUCCUCUUGCCAGGAGCUCAUCAGCACCCACUCUCUCAGCUUGGCCAUGGCAAGCAAUAUGGCAUUGCCACCGGACACCUGCGGCAAAAGCGUCCCGUCUCAGUACUACUGUGACAUCAAGCAAGAGAUGGAUUCUCCUCACCCCAAGAUCUAUGCUCGGGAAGGGAAUGACCCUUAUUCAGUGAGGGUGGAGGACGGCACCACACAGGGAGGCAACCAGAACCUCUCGGCUAUAGCUGGGAAGAAGUAUUACAAGGAGGAGACAGAGGGUGGCCCUACCAUUUGCAAAAUGGAAGGUGAAGAAUCCGAGGUGGACCUGGAUGGUCAUGGUUCUUACAACCAUGGUGAACAGAUCAUUGUAGAAGUCAAUCUCAACAACCAGACCCUCAAUGUCUCGAAGGGGAUGGAGGGAAAACCCACAGGUGCCACCCAAGUGGCAACCGUUACCACAGUGAUUGAACAUCCUGAAGAGGAAGGGCAUGGUGCCAAGGAGGGUGGAGAGGAGGAAAACGGGAAAGGGGGUGAGGAUGAGGAACCUGAAGCAGAGGAGGAAGAAGAGGAGGAAGAGCACACAGAAGAGGAAGAUGUGGAAGAGACUACAGAGGAGGAAGAGGAGGAGGAAGAAGAUGAAGAGACUGAGGAAACAAUGGCUGAGAUGAAAACGGAGAAGUUGGGGGCCACUCACAAGCCCAGCAGUAAGUCAACCAAAGCCACCAAGAUGGCUGUGUCCUCCCAAUCCCAGGAGAUGGCCACCAUUGCAGUGGUGCUGGAAGAAGAGGAGGAGGAGGAGGAGGAGGAGGAAGCUGAGGAGGAAGGAGAAGACCAAAGAGGCAGGGAGAAGUUGAAGGAGCAAGACGGCCAGAAGGUCAAGCUGGAGGAGAAGCAGCACUACCCCUGCCAGAAGUGCCCACGGGUUUUCAACAACCGCUGGUAUCUGGAGAAGCACAUGAAUGUCACGCACAGCCGCAUGCAGAUCUGUGACAAGUGUGGCAAGAGGUUUCUGCUGGAGAGCGAGCUGCUGUUGCACCACCAGACGGACUGUGAGAAGAACAUCCAGUGCAUAACAUGUGGGAAAGCCUUUAAGAAGCUCUGGUCCCUCCACGAGCACAACAAGAUCGUCCAUGGCUAUGCAGAGAAGAAGUUCUCCUGUGAGAUCUGCGAUAAGAAAUUCUACACCAUGGCGCAUGUGCGGAAACACAUGGUUGCGCAUACCAAGGACAUGCCCUUCACCUGUGAAACCUGCGGGAAGUCAUUCAAGCGAAGCAUGUCGCUGAAGGUGCAUUCUCUCCAGCACUCAGGGGAGAAGCCAUUUAAAUGUGAGAACUGCAACGAGCGUUUUCAGUACAAAUACCAGCUCCGUUCCCACAUGAGCAUCCACAUCGGCCACAAGCAGUUUAUGUGCCAGUGGUGCGGCAAGGACUUCAACAUGAAGCAGUACUUUGAUGAGCACAUGAAAACGCACACAGGGGAAAAGCCAUACAUCUGUGAGAUCUGUGGGAAAAGCUUCACCAGCCGUCCCAACAUGAAGCGACACCGCCGUACCCAUACAGGAGAGAAACCCUACCCAUGUGAUGUCUGUGGCCAGCGCUUUCGAUUCUCCAACAUGCUCAAGGCCCACAAGGAGAAAUGCUUCCGGGUCAGCAACCCUCUGGCCUCAGAUCUUAGCAGCAAUAGCGACGUGAACUCCAUGGAUCUGGCAACUCCUCAGAGCACCAACUCACCUCACUUGACGGCCGGAGCUCCACUCCACUCGACGCCACAUUCCCACACACUCCCUUUGCCACUCAUGCAUGCUCAUGCUCAGAGCAUCCCCCCUCCUCCCCUCUUACCACCACCGCCUCCUCUCUUUCCAGGCAGCAGAGUGAACUUGAAUAACUAAGCCUUGCAUCAGUCUGUUGUGGGUGCACAGGAAACUGCUCUGUAAUUCAGUAAGUGCCCAGUCGGUGUCAGUCUUGAACAUUACUGACCGUUGGAAGGGAAAUCACUUAGAUUCUGGGGUGUGGUUGUUUUGAAUGGGAUUAAUGGUUUGUUUUCUGCUUGAAGGGCUGGAGGUUUUCAGCCCUGAGUGGGAGCAGCCAGAGCUCACGCGUCACCUUUCAUGUCAAAUUACGUAAGAUAAAAAACUAACGUUCUGCUCUGUUCAUCCAUGGAAGGGUGUAGACCAAGUGCUGCAACUGUUCAUUGUCCUCUAGAGAUAUCUCAAAGGUCUUGUCUAAUGGUUUCCUAACCUGUCCUGCCAAGCAUUUCAGGAAUAGAAUGGAAGGGGAAUGCAUUUCCUUUGGAGCCUGGAGGAAAGGGUUUUUUUCUGCCCGAGCUGAAAAGCUUGGAAGAGAUCAUUGUGGCUUCAUGGUUUCCCCUUGCCAAUAAGUAAUGCUAGUACCUGCUAACUUGUUAUUCCUUUGGUAAUAAGUGCAACAAAAUUAGAUUUUAAAAGCAAUGCAGUGUGUGAGAGCGGAGCUACUUUAUUGUUAUCACAGAUGGUAGUUCUUUUCAAAAGUUACUAUUAAAAAGGUAUUUUGAGAUACAAUUUCCAAAUUCUGUGGCAUUCUCUUACCAGUCCUAAGGGGGUUUAGGUCUCAAAAAAGUUGCAGAAAGGUAGUGAGCAGCGCAGG